Molecule: messenger RNA, 495 nt
Organism: Coccidioides immitis RS
Lineage: Eukaryota; Fungi; Ascomycota; Eurotiomycetes; Onygenales; Onygenaceae
Exons: 5
Coding region: 1-495 (164 amino acids)
Source: RefSeq, a predicted model, not a curated record
AUGUUGGGCGCGCUUAAGACUGACUCCCCGCACUUUGUGCUUUUGACGCAAGGAAAACUGUUCCGAAGUAAAGGUGUAGAGACUUCCCCCAUUUACAGAGUGGAAAAUGCAUUGAUUAUAAAUGAAUACCAUCCGCUUUUGCACCGCGGCUUCCCGGCAUACAAGGAUCGUCGGACGACAUCUCCAACGGGCACUUGGGUAGUGAGAUUCAGAGUUUUAAAAGGAUAUUGGGAGAAAAAGUCGUGCAAAGACGAUGAACCGUGUGCACAUCGCGAGUUGCGGGUUUUGUACUAUGAUGCAAAUACAUCGAGGGUAAAAUGGGUGUAUGGGUCCGCUGGCCGAAGCUUUGAUAGAAAACGUAAACAAAUCAAAAUUAAGAUCAAACGGCGGCUGCCAUUCGCGACAAACGUGGCAUCGAACGCUUCGACAGGCCCCAGUCAUGCUGCGAACUCCGGCGUAUCGAUACCAGCCGCCCAAGUAUGGGUCAGGCCCUGA